Leptopilina heterotoma is the source of this 4122-nucleotide messenger RNA. Its product is annotated as protein tyrosine phosphatase type IVA 1. Lineage: Eukaryota; Metazoa; Arthropoda; Insecta; Hymenoptera; Figitidae. The transcript is spliced from 6 exons. The record is from RefSeq and is a predicted model, not a curated record. Gene Ontology annotation, cellular component: nucleus. Gene Ontology annotation, molecular function: phosphatase activity. Gene Ontology annotation, biological process: protein dephosphorylation. The coding region runs from base 1012 to 1536 and encodes 174 amino acids.
GAUAAAAGAAAGCGAGGGUGUAGUUUUUUGGAGAUAUUUGUAAGAUGUGACUUGUUAAAACAGUGUUUUUUCCCCUUGGUAACAAGUGUCUCCACGUUUUGUGUAGUGUGAGUGUGGUUCAUUUGUUGGCAAGUUUCAUGACCUUGGCACGUGAUUGACUCCUAAAAUCGGUGCAUAAUCACAUGAGAUUGAGUUUCCUGAUGAGUGCAUCCUCACAUACAUGGAGUUUCAACUGGAUAGUGCAGAGUACUGUCAGGCUCAACACAAAUAGAGAGAAUCGUCCGAGUGUUCCAAAACUACAAAGAUACACACUGAAGUAAGCAAAGAAGCGGAAGACCAUCUCAAAUUAAGAAGGGAAAGGAUAUUGAAAAUAUCUGAGAACAUCGCCCUGAAAGAGUCAGAAAUCAUCAGCUAGUCAUCAUAUGCGAAAUAGAAGAAUUUAUUAGAUGCAAUUGUUAAUUUACCCUAUCUUAUGCAGGCACUGUAGUUACCGAACGCACCUCAUCUGGGAGCACCCAGUGCCAAAUAGAUAAUCUUCCGAGUAGUCUAAAGAAAAAGUUCCCUCUUCCGAGUGGGGAAAAAAGCGCAUAUCAGCAACGCCUAAUGUAACAUAGUUUUUUCACCUUUUUCGGCGAGAUUCGCACCUUAACCACCCUCCCCAAAUUUUACAUGUAAACCCAUUGUUCUGUCCUCUGUAUAAAAAUAACGAGUAUUUAAUUUUUGAUUUAAAUGAGAAACAACAUUUUAUAAGACUGAAAGCUAUGGACUAAAUCCAGAAGAAAAAACAAAAAAAAAAUAUCCCAACUUCUGUUGCUUGAUAAAGAGUGGUUGUUUUGAUUUGUAGUUGAGGUUCAAAAAAAGGAGUGUUUUAUUCCCUCGAAAUAGAGAGAGAAAAAAAAAUAAAAAGGAAAGAAAUAACAAGAAAAAAAAGAGGAGAGUGAGAGAAGGAGAGAAAAAGAAGAGUUAAGAAAAACUGGUUUUUUUACACUUCCUCUUGUUAUCAAGAAGGAAAUGAACAUGACGUUCAAAGACAUCAGACCGGCACCAGCCGAAAUUGAAUUCAAAAAUAUGAAGUUCCUCAUUACUGAUCGGCCCAGCGAUCAGAGCAUCCAUGCUUUUAUUCAAGAACUGAAGAGGCACAAUGUUAAAGAAGUAGUAAGAGUUUGUGAACCAACGUACAAAGUUGAUGAACUCAGACAAGAGGGCAUCGACGUCAUCGACUUGGUUUUCGACGAUGGCACCUUCCCACCAAAUGAGGUUGUAGACGAGUGGUUCGAAUUACUAAAAAAUCGAUUCCGAGAAUCACCUGAUGCAUGCGUUGCUGUGCACUGCGUAGCAGGACUUGGAAGGGCACCUGUUCUCGUUGUUCUUGCUUUAAUCGAGCUCGGCCUCAAGUAUGAAGACGCAGUUGCUUUAAUCAGAGAAAAGAGACGAGGUGCUAUCAAUGCCAAGCAGCUGGCCUAUUUGGAAAAGUAUCGUCCAAAGUCUCGACUGAAGCUCAAGAACGGACAAAAAAACUCUUGCUGCGUCCAGUAGAUAAAAUAAUUCUUUUUUGAAAGCGACUAUAAUAAUUGAUACUAAUUGGUACACAUUAUUGUAUAAGUUUAUGCGUCAGACGACAAAUUUUGUGUCGUGCCAUUACUGCUUGAAAAUUACCUGUCAAUGGAAAUGCAACACAAGUCUUUGUAAUUCGAGUCAUAAAGUGAUGAGACUUUAUUUUUCGAAAUCUCACCGAGAAAAGAAAUUCGGUUUUCUCGCUUUUUAGUCGAGCCGGUUUUUUUUUGGCUUUUUUAUACUAGAGGCCUCUUUCUUUUUUUUUUUUAAUCAAUUAUUUUAAGCUUUAAUCUAUUUUUCUUUGAUCAUCUAUUCAACUAUUUUAAACUUUUUUUAAUUCAAACAAUUUUUUAAAAAUCGAGUAUUUUCGAACUUGUUUUUUACCUGAAUUUAUUUUUUAUGAAUUUUUAAAUUAAAUCUCUUUCUUUCUUUAUUUUUUUUCUGCAAAAUUAGUGUAGGAUUUUUUUCGAUAAAGAAAAAAAUAAUUUUGAUCUAUUGCUUCGUGCCACAUAAAUUGUGUUAAGAGAUUUGAAAAAUUAAUUUGCUCUUUUUUUGCGAGUGAUUAAUUUUUAGUGACAAAUUUGCAUUAUAUUUGCAAUGUCGAAAAAUGAAAUUGGAAAAAAAUCAAGUGAUAAAUUGAGAGGGAGGGAAAAUAAUGAGAUUUACUAUAUUGUGAAAUUGUGUAGAUCUCUUUAAUGUUGGAAAAGUAUAUUAUUUCUAUCAGAGAGUGAAAUUGAUAUUGACCUUCCGUCGAAGGGCAAACACGAUGAAACAUUUAUUUAAAGAAAAACUGAAUUGCUUUUCCGUGAUAAUCUUUCGAUAAGCGCGUUUCAUCGUGCUUGCAAGUAUUUGAUAAACACUUUUUCUAUUAAUUUUUUUCUUCUCUUCCUUCUUUUUUCUAAACAAAGCGAGAAGUGACUAGUAAAAUUAUCUAUUUGCGUUCUGUACACACGCAAAUAGUAAUCUAGGUUAAUAAAGAAUUGUAAAUUAUAUUUUGUAAUGAGACGCAUUUUCUUCUCGUUGAUGGCGAAAUUUUCAAAAAAGAAAUCGACUCAUGAAAAGCAUUUGUAAAAAAAAUUUACGAGAAGUUUGUUUUUUUGCGUCUGAAAUUUGUACAUUUUUUUUUCUUCGAUUUAAGGAGCGCGACGAGGAGAAGAAAGAUGAGAAAUAAAAACGGAAAAUUGCUUUUUAAAAAACUUUUCAAUUCUUUUUUGAGAAAAUACAUUUUUCGUGGAUCAAUUUUUUAAUAUAAUGGAUUUUUUUUAAAUAAAUUGAAAUGGUUUCCAUAUUAAUUGUAAUUUUCGCUUUGGAGCAAUUUGAAAUUUUGUAAAAAUUGCUUUGUCAUCUUUCUCUUUAAAUUGUGCAAUGACCUUUACCAAACAUCACAUUAGGAUUAAAAAGAAAAUUGUUUUUUAAUUUUUUUUUUCACCUGGCUUGAGUUUAUUCUUUGCAAAAGAAAGUACAAUGAAAGUGCUGGAAAAAUUUAUUUUUUUUGCUUCUUUUCGAAGCUUCGGCUAAUUUUAAAAUGCUGAUCUCCUUAAAUUAAGAUAAUUAAGCCUUAACGAAUUUGUAGUGUAUUGAAAAUGUAAAGAAAAAAAAAUCUCUCGUUCAAUUAUCACGAACAAAGAUCGCCAAAUGAAGUGACGCUACGUUGCAUUUCCAAUGGCACACAUGGAGCCGGUGAGACACUUAACUCUUUAUUGGACUUGAAAAUAAGCAUUAAUUCGAAAGACGAAUAGUUGAAUUGUGAAAACAAAGGUGAGGUAAUUCACUCCAGAUUUAUAUAUCACUUGAAACGCAGCUCGCUCAUGAUUUUAUCUAAUUUAUUUUCUCUCUCUCUCUCUCUAAUCUCAUUUUUACAAAUGUUCUUAAUUCAGUACUUAACAGAAAAGAAAAAAAAAUACUUGUUCCUUUUCUGAAUACAAAAAAAACACUUCUGUUAUACGUAAUUUUGCUAAAAUUAUCAGCGAGUCUGCGCACCACACUAAACUGUGUUCAAAAAAUAGUCAAAUUCACUUCUAAAAAGAAUUUUAAGAAAACUGUUUCUUCUGUUUGAAAUCGAAAACAACCAUUUUAAAAAAUCAAUUUCCCACUAGAAACAAAUUUCCAUUUUUUAUGAAAUUUUUCUUAUAUUUUUUAUAUAAAAUUUUCUUCUAUUUUUUUUUAUAUAAAAUUAUAUUAUGUAAUAUUAAAUGUUAUUGAAUUGUAAAAAAAAUUCUGUCAAAUGGAAAACAUAUUUUUAUUUGACGAAAAUUAUUUUUGUGAUUAAUUCCAGUGAGCGAGUGAUUUUAAUUUAUCGAUAAGAAAAACGGUUGUUUGAGAACAAACAGAGUAAACAGAAAACUGGAACACAAUCCAAUUUUCUUUAUUUUAAUUUUUUUUUGUAAUAUUAAAAAAAGGAAAAAAGCACUGCAAUAUUUUUUACCAGAGGAUGGGACGAGGGUCAUUCAUAAGAUAAAAAAAAUCGUGUCGAUUCCUAAAUCCAAUAUUGAUAAUAUAUACCAUUCUUCGACUUACUUUAGUUCAAAUAUGUUGAUAAGAAUUACUUAAUUAAAAAAUAUAAAUGUA